Trichoderma gamsii is the source of this 1146-nucleotide messenger RNA. RefSeq lists its product as hypothetical. The record is from RefSeq and is a predicted model, not a curated record. NCBI's taxonomy places the organism in Eukaryota, Fungi, Ascomycota, Sordariomycetes, Hypocreales, Hypocreaceae. The coding region runs from base 1 to 1146 and encodes 381 amino acids. Gene Ontology annotation, molecular function: oxidoreductase activity. The transcript is spliced from 2 exons.
AUGGCGGCAAGCACUUACCAUCCAUCGACAAUGCGCGCUUGGACGUUCAGCAGCGGUGGUGCACCAGAGCAGGUCUUAUCAUUCAAUUCGUCCUUGUCUGCGCCCGCAACCCCAAAGGGCUCAGACGUCCUGAUCAGAAUAUCACACGCUUCACUCUCUUCUCCUGGCUUGAAUCUGAUGAGAGACAUUCCGUCUCUCUUAAGAAAAAACGCAAUACCGGAGCUCGACUUUUCUGGACGGGUGGUCGCGGCAGGUCCUGCUGUUCCAGCUGAAUUCGCUUCAGGAACGGCUGUGUUUGGUAGCGUUUCCAAGUUGGGCAGUAUCGUUCACAAUCAGGGAACGCUGGCGGAGUAUAUUGUGUUGAAUGUUGAUUGUAUCGCCGUCAAGCCGACCAAUAUGACAUUUGCAGAAGCCGCUUGUUUAAGCUGCCUUGGACAAGUUGCACUGGAAAUGGUCCGUCAGGCUAAGAUAAAAAAGGGCGAUCGAGUUCUUGUCAAUGGAGGUAGUGGUGCGGUGGGAGCAGCCGCCAUCCAGCUCUGUAAGGACUUGGGCAGUUUUGUGGUGACAACGUGCUCCACCAAACACGUCGAUAGGAUGAAGCAGACUUUAGGAGUAGAUGAGGCGAGUGCAUCUGAUUUCAUAUCUGCUACUGACAACAAAGAAAUGGCUAACCUCUUCUCGUUCAAGAUGCAGAUUAUUGAUUACUCUCAAGUCAACUCUGUACCUACCGCCCUUGAGACAUCUUACCACGCGAGCCAAUUUGACGCAAUCCUAGAUGUGGUAGGUUCCCAAGAGCUGUUUCGGCGAUGUCCAAAGUAUCUCAAGCCUGAAGGCUUGUUCAUCAACGUCGGCGACGGCGACGCUCAAUCUGGUCGGCUUGGUUUCAUUCUACGCACACUUCGAAAUUUGUUUCAACCGGCCAUCUUAGGUGGCAUACCGAGGCGAUAUAUGACGUUUAGCGCGCCUCUGAGCGGACAAAAUGCGGCGCACCUCGCAGACUUGGCUUCGAGCGGCAAGCUGCAAGUGUUGAUUGACUCAACCUUCUCAUUAGAAGACGUCAUUAGCGGAUACAAACGCUACAAAAGCGGCCAAGCUCAGGGCAGAGUUGUUAUUGAAAUAGCGAAUAUGGAUAAACAAGGUCAAUAA